Molecule: messenger RNA, 1587 nt
Organism: Gavia stellata (red-throated loon)
Lineage: Eukaryota; Metazoa; Chordata; Aves; Gaviiformes; Gaviidae
Gene: ETV1
Product: ETS variant transcription factor 1
Exons: 13
Coding region: 78-1511 (477 amino acids)
Biological process (GO): regulation of transcription by RNA polymerase II; cell differentiation
Cellular component (GO): nucleus
Molecular function (GO): DNA-binding transcription factor activity, RNA polymerase II-specific; sequence-specific DNA binding
Source: RefSeq, a predicted model, not a curated record
CCAGAUCCCGAGGAAAUCUCCAGAUCAAAUGCCCAGUAAAUAAAAUACUGAGCUAAGACUUGUGGAAGAGCUGCAGAAUGGAUGGAUUUUAUGACCAGCAAGUGCCUUACAUGGUCACCAAUAAUCCGCGUGGGAGAAACUGUAAUGAGAGACCGACAAAUGUCAGGAAAAGAAAAUUCAUUAACAGAGACCUGGCUCAUGACUCAGAAGAACUCUUUCAAGAUCUGAGCCAAUUACAGGAGACAUGGCUUGCAGAAGCUCAGGUACCUGACAAUGACGAGCAGUUUGUGCCAGACUAUCAGGCUGAAAGUUUGGCUUUUCAUGGUCUCCCUGUGAAAAUCAAGAAGGAACCCCAUAGCCCAUGUUCAGAACUUGGCUCCGCUUGCAGUCAGGAGCAACCAUUCAAGUUCAGUUAUGGGGAAAAGUGCCUGUACAAUGUCAGUGCCUAUGAUCAGAAGCCACAAGUGGGAAUGAGGCCCUCCAACCCACCGACGCCAUCCAGCACUCCUGUGUCACCGCUGCACCAUGCCUCCCCAAACUCAGCUCAGACGCCUAAACCUGACCGGGUUUUCCCUACCCAUCUCCCUCCAUCCCAGUCCAUUCAAGACAACAGCUUCCCUAUGGACCACAGAUUUCGCCGCCAGCUCUCUGAACCUUGCAAUUCUUUCCCACCUUUGCCUGCAAUGCCAAGGGAAGGACGUCCAAUAUAUCAGCGCCAGAUGUCUGAGCCAAACAUCCCUUUCCCGCCUCAAGGUUUUAAGCAGGAGUACCACGAUCCAGUUUAUGAACACAACGCUAUGGUUGGCAGUGCAGCCAGUCAAAAUUUCCCCCCUCCUCUGAUGAUUAAACAGGAACCUAGAGAUUUUGCAUAUGAUUCAGAAGUGCCUAGCUGCCAUUCCAUUUACAUGAGGCAAGAAGGCUUCCUGGCUCACCCAAACAGAACAGAAGGCUGUAUGUAUGAAAAGGGACCUAGGCAGUUCUAUGAUGACACUUGUGUUGUUCCAGAGAAGUUUGAUGGUGACGUCAAACAGGAGCCAGGCAUGUACCGUGAGGGACCCACGUAUCAACGGCGAGGGUCACUUCAGCUCUGGCAGUUCUUGGUAGCUCUUCUUGAUGACCCAUCAAACUCUCACUUCAUAGCGUGGACUGGCCGAGGCAUGGAAUUCAAGCUGAUUGAGCCAGAGGAGGUGGCACGUCGCUGGGGGAUUCAGAAAAAUAGGCCAGCUAUGAACUAUGAUAAACUUAGCCGAUCACUUCGCUAUUAUUAUGAAAAGGGAAUCAUGCAAAAGGUGGCUGGAGAAAGAUACGUCUACAAGUUUGUUUGCGACCCUGAAGCGCUUUUCUCCAUGGCUUUUCCAGACAACCAGCGCCCCUUACUGAAGACUGACAUGGAGCGCCACAUCAAUGAGGAGGACACUGUGCCUCUGUCCCACUUUGAUGAGAGCAUGGUCUACAUGCAGGACGGUGGCUGCUGCAACACCCACCCCUAUAAUGAAGGCUAUGUCUAUUAACAACAGUGACAGUGAAGGGGAUGUUUUCCCCCUCCCUUAGGCUUCUCCUCUUUCACAAGACCCAGAGGAAAGCUGA